Molecule: messenger RNA, 777 nt
Organism: Cornus florida
Lineage: Eukaryota; Viridiplantae; Streptophyta; Magnoliopsida; Cornales; Cornaceae
Exons: 1
Coding region: 1-777 (258 amino acids)
Source: RefSeq, a predicted model, not a curated record
AUGCCAUUUAGCUUGACCAAUGCUCUAGCAGCUUUUGUGGACUUGAUGAACCUUGUGUUUAGUGCCUAUCUUGAUGAGUUUAUGGUGGUAUUUGUUAAUGACAUACUCGUGUACUCAUCUUCGGAGGAGGAGCAUGAGUCUCACUUGAGAACAGUGUUGCAAACCCUUAGGGAUAACCGGUUGUAUGCCAAGUACGAGAAGUGCGAGAUUUGGCUACCGAAAGUGAAGUUCCUUGGACAUGUUGUCUCAGGAGGAGGAGUUUCAGUUGAUCCUUCGAAAAUUAAAGUAGUGAUGGAUUGGGAGCGUUCGAAGAGUGUCUUUGAGAUUCGGAGUUUCCUUGGCCUAGCUGGUUAUUAUCGAAGAUUCGUUCAGGAUUUAUCUCGUUUAGCGGCACCUAUGACUCGACUUACUCGCAAGGGAAUCAAGUUUGUAUGGAAUGAGGCUUGUGAGCUAGCCUUUCGGGAGUUGAAGACCAGAUUAACUACGGCUCCAGUUUUGGUGAUUCCUGAACGUGGUUUGGGUUAUGUGAUCUAUUGUGACGCUUUACGGGAUGGUUUAGGUUGCGUCUUGAUGCAGACGGAACGGGUGGUUGCUUAUGGGUCUAGACAGUUGAAGACUCAUGAGCAGAACUAUCCGACUCAUGAUUUGGAGUUGGCGGCAGUGAUUUUCUCAUUGAAGGGAUGGAGACAUUACUUGUACGGGGAGAAGUUUGAGGUUUUCUCCGAUCAUAAGAGUUUCAAGUAUCUUUUCUCACAAAAUGACUUGAACAUGAGGUAA